This is a messenger RNA of Aspergillus mulundensis, 1095 nucleotides long. RefSeq names its product putative formamidopyrimidine-DNA glycosylase. The record is from RefSeq and is a predicted model, not a curated record. Gene Ontology annotation, molecular function: damaged DNA binding; DNA-(apurinic or apyrimidinic site) endonuclease activity; zinc ion binding. Gene Ontology annotation, biological process: base-excision repair. NCBI's taxonomy places the organism in Eukaryota, Fungi, Ascomycota, Eurotiomycetes, Eurotiales, Aspergillaceae. Gene Ontology annotation, cellular component: nucleus. The coding region runs from base 1 to 1095 and encodes 364 amino acids. The transcript is spliced from 2 exons.
AUGCCUGAGCUAGCUGAAAUACACCGCAUCGUGCACUUCAUCCGACAGCACCUAGUCGGGAAGACACUAAGCAAGGUAUCAACACAACACGACGACAUAAUCUACGGCAAAGUGGGCACAAGUGCAGCCGAGUUUCAAAAGGCCAUGGAGGGCAAAAAAGUGACUGGCGCGGGGCAGCAGGGGAAAUACUUCUGGAUCACGAUGUCCUCGCCACCACAUGCUGUCAUGCAUUUCGGCAUGGCCGGCUGGCUGAAGAUCCGCGAUGCAGACACGUACUAUUACCGCACGGACAAGCCGGAGGAUAAGCAGUGGCCGCCGAAGUAUUGGAAGUUCCUGCUGGAGACGGAUGGGGAUCCGAAGACUGAGGCGGCGUUUGUGGAUUUCCGCAGACUGGCUCGAAUUCGGUUGGUUGAUUGUCCGGCCGAUGAGAUUCGGAAGCACACUCCUCUGAAAGAGAAUGGGCCGGACCCUGUUGUUGAUACGGACGUUGUCACGGAAGAGUGGCUGGGUGGGAAGUUGAAGAGCAAAAAGGUGCCUGUCAAGGCGCUUCUUCUCGACCAGGCGGUUAUUAGUGGAAUUGGGAAUUGGAUGGGGGACGAAAUUUUGUACCACGCAAAAAUACACCCGGAACAAUACAGCAACACAUUGACCGACGAUCAGAUCAAAGAGCUUCACUCAUCUCUUCAUUACAUUUGUUCCACCUCCACAGAAGUAUUGGCAGAUUCUGACCAGUUCCCGGAACACUGGUUGUUCAAACAUCGAUGGAGCAAGGGGAAGAAGAACAAAGCCUCGGUUCUACCAAACGGAGAGGCCAUCACUUUCCUCACUGUCGGUGGCAGGACCAGUGCGGUGGUUCCUAGCGUGCAAAAGAAGACUGGCCCCGUGGCAGGUGAUGUAAAAGAGGAGGAUGAGAGCAGUAAUGAGCGCGAAACCAAGCGAAAACGGACGGCAAUUAAGAAAGAGGCAACCAGCACGAAGAAAGCAGACUCGAAAAAACAGAGCAAACAGACGGUCAAGGUUGAGGAAGAUGAGGAUGCGGGCAAAGACAAGACGACAACCCAGACAAAACGGCGCUCAACACGGUUAAGGAAGUGA